This is a messenger RNA of Oldenlandia corymbosa var. corymbosa, 4256 nucleotides long. NCBI's taxonomy places the organism in Eukaryota, Viridiplantae, Streptophyta, Magnoliopsida, Gentianales, Rubiaceae. The record is from the annotation of a GenBank genome assembly.
GCGGGAACAUUAUAUAUAUAUUAAAUAAAGGACAACUUUCCCAAGAUUGCAUUUUUACCAGAAAAGAAACAAGAUUUGGAUUUUGCAUUUCCCUCAAUCGUGCCGGCCUCAACGACACGACUCGAUCUUUCUUCUCCCUUCCAUUCUGUCCAGACCUAUCUUUCCCAACCAAUUAAAUAAAUUAAACGCAGUACUGUUUUUAACCUUUUGGCUUUUGAAACUCCCAAAAUCAAUGCCACUCAAUGAUUAUACACACGCCUUUCCGGGUUCAGUGUUGUGGGGUUUUUAGUGUGUGACUGUGUGAGAGAGAGAGAGAGAAUCUCGGAAUCAAAAAAAAUAUCAAACACAAAUGGUGGUGCCUAAUAAUUCCAGUUCAGCAGCUGUCGUCGUCGGAGGAGGAGGCGGUGGAAGCUCAGGAGGUGGUGCAAAUGCAACUGCAAGGCCGUCUUCAUCCCACAGUAGGCCUCCACUUUCUUCGUCUUCUUUCUCCUCUGCAUCUACUUCUUCUGGUGUGAGUAAUGGUGGUACGAAUUCGGCUACAAGAAUCACGGCCAACGGCGCCACCAAUGGCGGCGGCGGCGGCGGAGGAGGAGGGAAACUUCAGCAGGAACAGGCAUUUUCUCAAUCUGUGCGAACCCGAGUUCCGUUAUCAUCUUCCAACAAUGGCAAUUCGAGAAGGUCGCGCUCUCUUAGUAACUCCUUCAAUGUUCCAGCUUCUCGUAAUCGCUCCCCUUCGCCUUCGCCUUCGCCCUCGUCUCCUUACGUCGAUGAUCCAGAACCAGGAAGAGUGAGAGUUGCUGUCAGACUUCGACCGAGAAAUGCUGAGGAUCUGUCAGAGGCCGAUUAUCCUGAUUGUGUUGAAGUACAACCUGAGCUCAAAAAAUUAAAGUUGAGGAAGCACAAUUGGAGUGCCGAGUAUUAUAGGUUCGAUGAAGUUUUUGCUGCAAGUGCUUCUCAAAAGCGUAUUUACGAGGUGGUCGCUAAACCUGUAGUCGAGAGCGUGUUGGAAGGAUAUAAUGGGACUGUGAUGGCCUAUGGUCAAACAGGUACUGGAAAGACCUAUACCCUCGGUAGACUGGGGAAAGAUGACGUCUCGGAGCGCGGUAUCAUGGUCAGAGCUUUAGAGGACAUAAUUGCAAAUACAUCUCACUCAUCUGAUUCUGUUGAGAUCUCAUACCUGCAGCUUUAUAUGGAAUCUAUACAAGAUUUGCUUGCACCAGAAAAUACUAACAUUCCAAUUAUUGAGGAUGCAAAGAGUGGAGAAAUCCUAGUUCCUGGUGCCUCUGUCGUAAAGAUUCAGAAUCUUGAUCAAUUUCUACAACUGUUGCAAAUAGGAGAAUCAAAUCGGCAUGCAGCAAACACCAAAUUGAAUACAGAAUCAUCACGUAGUCAUGCGAUUCUCAUGGUUUAUGUACGUAGAUUCAUACAUGAAGAAGAAGUAAGUGAUAUCUCUUCAGGAAAAAGAGAUAAAAAAGCUGGAGCACCAGGCCUCAAUGUACCCACCAUUCGGAAAAGCAAGCUAUUGAUCGUUGACCUUGCUGGGUCGGAACGCCUUGACAAAUCUGGGAGUGAAGGUCACAUGGUGGAAGAGGCUAAAUUUAUAAAUCUCUCACUCACUUCUUUGGGAAAAUGUAUUAAUGCAUUGGCUGAAAAUAGUCCUCAUAUUCCCACUAGAGAUUCCAAACUAACCAGAUUGCUGAGGGAUUCUUUUGGAGGGUCAGCAAGGACUUCACUUAUAAUAACAAUUGGGCCAUCUUCUCAGCAUCAUGCAGAGACAUCAAGCACUGUGAUGUUUGGACAAAGGGCAAUGAAAAUAGUAAAUGCAGUAAAGCUAAAAGAAGAAUUUGAUUAUGAAAGCUUAUGUCGCAAGCUUGAGACUCAAGUUGAACAUCUUACUGCGGAAGUGGAUAAACUGGAAAAGUUGAGAGAGAUUUACAAAACUGAAAUGGAAACCAAGCUUAGGGAAUAUCAAACAUCAUUUGCAGAUGUUGAAAAGAGAUUAGUUUCCAGGUGUGAGUGUUUGGAGAAGGAGAAUGCCUGUCUCGAGUCCAAGAUGGAAGAUCUUUUAAUGGAACUUGAUAAGUUGAAAGAGCAUAAUGACUUGAUGCAGGAUGAGAUUGCACGCCUUGAAAUAAGUUUGAAGGAUGUAGAGUUUAUAGAAAUGGAGAAUGCUCAGUUGGAAAAUAAGUUGAAAGAUACACUGGCUGAAUUAAGUCGGGCAAAAGAUGAUAAUGAUUCAAUGCGAGAUCAGGUUGCUCAUAUGGCAAUGAAUUUAAAACUCACAAAGCAACAGCAGCAAGAAAAUUCUGCAUAUCAGAAAGUGCUUGCAGAUACCACAAAUAUGUAUGAGCAGAAAAUAGUUGAUGCCAUGAAACAGUCAGAAGAUGCCUAUGCACGGGCUGAAAAUGCUGAAGGGCGUGUGGAAGAAAUGAAGAAGAAUUUAGCUGAUCUGCAAAUGUCAAUGCAGAAAGUUGAGAUGGAAAAUUCUAGAUAUCAGAAGGCACUUGCAGAGUCCACUCAGAUGUACGAGGGAAAAAUUGCUAAAUUAUCCAAGCAGGUAGCUGAUGAACACUCUCGAUUUACUGAUGCAGAAGAGCAGUUGAACUCAGUCCGAAACCUCUUGAGUGAUCAACAAAGUUUAGUCCAGAUGCAGGCACAAAAAGACAUUGUGGGGCUUGAGUCAAAGUUACGUGAAAUGCAUCAAUUGCAUGAGGCUAUGAUGAAUGAAUUGCAUUUAUUAGAGACAGAGCGAAAUGAUCUGCUAUUCGAUAAGGAGAGACUAGAGAGUAAAAUCAAUUCCAUGAGGCAAUCAAUAACCACUGAGGAAGAACGAAGGAAGGCUGCCGAAAUUGAACUGGUCAAUAUUAAGAAAGUUGUUCCUGAAAGUGAAGAUGGCUUUGAGGAGAAAAGGUCUUACAAAAGAGAGAGAUUUUCCAGUGGAUCUUCUUCGUUUGGUCAAAGGAGUGGCAUUGCAAAGAUAUGCGAAGAAGUUGGUCUCAAAAAGAUAUUGUCCUUGCUCACAUCUGAAGAGUUGAAUGUGCAAAUCCAUGCUGCAAAAGUGGUUGCUAAUCUUGCUGCAGAAGACAGCAAUCAGGAGAAGAUUGUACGCGAAGGGGGAUUGGAAGCACUGCUUGUGCUGUUGGAAUCAUCAAAAAAUAAAACCAUUCUCAGGGUGGCUUCUGGUGCCAUUGCCAAUCUAGCUAUGAAUGAAUCAAAUCAAGGCACCAUAGCAAGUAAAGGAGGUAUUAGGCUACUUGCAAAUACAGCUAACGAAACUGAUGAUCCACAAGCUUUACGAAUGGUAGCAGGAGCUAUUGCAAAUUUGUGCGGCAAUGAGGAUUUACAUGGUAUCUUGAGAGAAGAUGGGGCAAUCAAAGCACUUGUCCAAAUGGCUAGAUGUGGGAAUAGUGAUGUUAUAGCUCAGGUAGCCAGAGGAAUGGCUAACUUUGCUAAGUGUGAAUCUCGAGCAAUUCUUCAAGGAAAUCGGAGUGGGCGUUCUGCAUUGCUGAAUGAUAAUGCUCUGACAUGGUUAAUUGCCAACUCUAGCACUACUUCUAGUUCAACCCGGCGCCACAUAGAACUGGCUAUUUGUCAUUUGGCACAAAAUGUGUACAAUGCUGAGGAUUUUGUAUCCAGCGGGGGAUUGAAAGAACUGAGUCGCAUAGCAGUUGAAUCUUCCAGAGAUGACAUUCGCAAUUUAGCCAAGAAGACGAUCAACUCAAAUGUUACCUAUCGCGAUGCUGUUGAUAUGGUUUGAAAUGUGAAAUUCUUUAGGAAAAUAUGUAUGCAUGGCCGUCACUAAACAUUUCUUUGUCAGUUUGAUGUCUCAGUUUCGGCAUCAGUAAUUAAGUUAAAUUAGGUUCUCAGUUCCAAAAUUACAUUCCUCUGGUGUUAGGAGCCAUUGUCAGAGCCCAGAGGAACUUCUGAGUUUUAAGGACAUUUGAAGCGUCAAAACUGACCUUUAACCAUUGGAAUAUAACAACCUAUACAAGUGAAAUGACAGUCCUGUAGAUUGGAGGACUCGGUACAAAGUUGGAGAUUGGCAUUGGUUCUGAAAUUGAGGCAAAAAUUCAGAAUUCUAUACUUCUGAGGAGGACACUAAUUGUACAGUUCCGAAUUGGUGCCUGAACUUGUAAAUGAACGUGGGUUUGGAAUUUCAUAGAAAAAUUGAGACAACAUUUCAGAAAUCUUUCAUCACUCACUCAAUUUUUUUUGUUUUGCUACUCCAAUGUUUGAUUUCAUUUUAACUUUGCAAA